This is a messenger RNA of Dacryopinax primogenitus, 1146 nucleotides long. RefSeq lists its product as uncharacterized. The coding region runs from base 1 to 1146 and encodes 381 amino acids. Lineage: Eukaryota; Fungi; Basidiomycota; Dacrymycetes; Dacrymycetales; Dacrymycetaceae. The record is from RefSeq and is a predicted model, not a curated record. The transcript is spliced from 2 exons. Gene Ontology annotation, molecular function: protein binding.
AUGGAGCCGGAUCCUUCAGUCGUGUACAAGCCUCCAGCCUCUGUGGACGCAUCUCCGGACAUUAUAAUCAAAUCUUCAAACGGCCAGCUCCUUCAUGCCCACAAUUUUUUCCUCGGUGCAGUGUCCACCGUCUUCCACGGCAUGUUCUUCUCCCACGCCAACGAACACACGACCGAUGGCGAGCUACCUGUCGUAGAGCUAGCGGAGACGAGCAAAAUCCUCGCUACGUUGCUGUCUCUCAUCUAUCCUGGACCACGGACCCCCCGAAAUCAUUCAAUCUUCUUAACCUACGUCUUGGUAUCUGCUGAUGAGACGAAACUUGUCGUUGUGUACACACCACCUGCCUCAGUCAAUGCAGCUCCCGACGUCGCGAUCAAAUCAUCAGAUGGAUAUAUUUUGCAUGCCCACAAAAUCUUCCUCGGUGCCUACUCCACGGUAUUCAAUGACAUGUUCUCGCUCGAUGAAGGACACACGCCCAAUGGCGAACUCCCGGUCGUAGAGCUCGCAGAAGCAAGCAACAUUCUUGUCGCUCUCGUGUCACUCUUCUAUCCUGGUCCGAAGACUCCCCCGAGCUCGUUCAGGGUUGUCAAAGGCGUCUUGCUCGCUGCAGAAAAGUACGAGGUUUCAUGCGCUGCGGAUGCCUAUCGCCACUACCUGGUUUCUUUUCUCAGCUCGGCGCCUUGUGAAGUGUACUGUAUCUGCGCGGAUCUUGGACUCGACCAGGAGAAGGAAGCUGUGAUGUACCAAAUAUACACUCUCACCGAGAAGCAGGCACUGUCCCAGGAAAAGCAGGGUAUUCCGGCUCACCGUAUAUUGGAGAUGAUCUCGGCUCGAGGUGAUAGGACGUCAGCUAUCAUCACGGAGCUGACCAACAUGCUCACAUGGAAACAACGUUGCCGCACUUACGGUCGGCCAUGGUGUCAGACACGGAGGGCGACUCCUGCUUGGUUCGAUCACUGGCAGGAUCAAAUCCGGCUACAGAUCAUGGACAUACCCAUUAUUGGCGGCCAAUUUACUCUUCCAACCACGCACAAGGAUUCGUGCAACGAACCCAACUGUGCGUGUGAUAGCUGGGACCGUGACCGGUUUUUUGUGCUCAAAGAACACAUGGAAGCCAAAUUCCCUCUCAAAUCGCCGUAUCUUUAG